AUGAGCACCGGUAAGAGGAAGCUCUCCUUCCUAGGCUUCGCUGCUCAGGAGGAAGGGCCGGACGAGCUGCGCUUGGACGAAGAGAUGGAGCGAGUGGUGUGGAACGAGGGCGCCGCGCCGCCGCCGCGUCUGCCGGCCAGCAGCGAGCCCGUAAGAGACUCCGCUGCGCCCCCGCCGCCUUACUCUCAAGAAGAUAUCAGUCAAGGCGUCCCUGAAGACGAUUCACACCAAGAGACACAGGUGUCUUCCAGCUCAAGUCCACAGAUAUCUGGAAUGUGGCAUGGAGCAGCAGGCAGUACGCGCGAGGAAGACCGCCACGUGCAGUUCGAUGGCGAUAAGACAAAUGAUGCAGAUCCGCUCGAUGACGCUAGUGAAGAACGUCGGACACAGAGGCACAAUCGUCACAUGCACCCGCACAAAGGUCGUAAGUAUUCGCUGCAAGAAGGCGCACGAGGCGGUGGAGCAGAAGGCGGGCGGCGCGUCUCUAUCGUGCCCUCGGACGAACCCUUGCCUGAGGCCGACCAGGACGACCUCCGUAGCCAUCGCAGUGACGACGCGAAAGCUCUACGAAGACAUAAGAUUACACCGCGGGGCACUACGGUGCAUGUUGGCCGCAAUGAUGGAGGAGACAAAGUUCAAAACAUUUUAUCAGAUACAACAUUAAAGAAGUUGUAUGACCACAGCCCGCAUUCGGUGUUCGUACAACUGGAUGAGCUGCUAGCAACGGAGGAUGGGGAUGCUGAAUGGAAGGAAACUGCCCGUUGGAUCAAAUAUGAGGAAGACGUUGAGGAAGGUUCAGCUCGAUGGGGUCGACCUCACGUCGCUUCCCUCUCUUUUCAUUCCCUUCUGAACUUAAGAAGAUGCCUCGAAACCGGAGUGGUACUACUCGACCUAGACGAAAAAGACCUACCCGGCGUAGCAUACAGAGUGGUUGAGAGUAUGGUGACAGAAGGCUUAAUUGAAGAAGAUGACAAACCUGUCGUAAUGCGUUCUUUGCUUCUGCGGCAUCGUCACGUUCAUGACGACCGCUUCAGGUUUUCUAUCAGUGGGCGCAAGCAAUCAUCCUACACCAGCUUACAGUCUCUUUGGUUGGAGGAGAGCGGCAUGGCGGGCGCGGGCUGCCCGCGGCCCUCGUGCGUGCUGUGCUCGCCCGCCAUCGCCUGCCGCCGCCACAGCGCCCAUGUCUUUAAUCUGUCGGAUCAGAAACGUCGACGUAGCUCACAAGCUUUACCACUUGAUCGGUCAGAAGCACGCAAAAAAUCAUCCGCGGCGGCUUUGGAAAUGCGUGAAGUUGAAUAUCUGGCAACAGCCGCAGCCGCCGAGUCACAGGAUGAGCUCCGCCGUGGUCAUAAUGAUUCCAUCCUGAAACGUAUUCCGGGGGAUGCCGAAGCAACAACUGUACUGGUCGGUGCAGUCGGUUUUCUUGACCAGCCCACUAUCGCUUUCGUUCGUUUAGCCCAAGGAAUCCUAAUGCCGUCUAUUACAGAGGUUCCUAUACCCGUACGCUUCAUGUUUAUUCUUCUAGGACCCACUACAGCUGACCUUGACUAUCAUGAAGUCGGUAGGUCAAUAUCUACUCUUAUGUCGAAUCCCACAUUUCAUUCUAUCGCAUAUAAGGCAGAGGAUCGUCGUGAACUACUUUCGGCUAUAAACGAAUUCUUAGAUGACUCUAUAGUGUUGCCGCCUGGCGAUUGGGAGCGACAAGCUUUAUUGCCUUUUGAAGAAUUGAGGUCUAAAAGCGAAAUGAUAAGGCGAAGGAAACGGGAUGCUCUCGAACGCAAGCGAGCAACUGCUACUGCAGCUAAUGCGACCAUACCUGCGUCAGAUGAAAAGAAAGCUUUAUUGGCUGCAGAGAUGGGAGGUAUCCCCGAAAAGGAACCUGAUGACCCUCUGUCAAAAAGUGGACGUCUGUUUGGUGGUGUGAUAAGAGAUAUUAAGAGACGUUAUCCACACUACAUAUCUGACUUUCGUGAUGCCUUAAACGGACAGUGUGCUUCUGCUACCAUUUUCAUGUAUUUCGCAGCACUUUCAUCUGCUAUAACAUUUGGUGGUUUAUUGGCUGAAAAGACCGACAGACAGAUUGGUAUUUCAGAGACUUUAGUUUUUACAUGCGUGGGUGGAAUUUUCUUUGCGCUAGUUGCCGGGCAACCAAUGAUGAUAACAGGUGCUACUGGUCCAUUAUUACUUCUCGAUGACGCACUUUUUGUCUUUUGUCGAUCAUACGGAUUUCAUUUUUUGGCUGCUAGGAUGUACUGUGGAAUUUGGAUGAUAAUUAUAGCUUUGUGCGUUGCGUCUAUUGAAGGAAGUGUUGCAGUAAAAAAGAUAACUAGGUUCACGGAAGAUAUUUUUGCAUUUUUAAUAUCUUUGAUAUUCAUAUCGGAGCCUAUAACCAACAUAAUCAACUUAUAUCGAAUGCAUCCACUUGGAUAUGACUAUUGUCAAAAUACGACAGAAAUUACCAAUAAUACGACACUGGCAACACCUCUAUUAAAUUCAACAGCUACGGCAAAUGAAACGAUUGUCCCUCCUCCUAUAUUCGUUCGUGAAGUUAUACCACCACAACCGAAUACGGCACUUUUCUGCACAAUACUCACAGUGACUACAUUUAUAAUCGCUUACUAUUUGCGUAUCUUCCGUAAUGGAAAGUUUUUGGGUCGCAGUGCACGUCGUGCACUCGGUGACUUCGGGGUUCCAAUCGCAAUUGUGCUGAUGGUCGGUAUCUCGUGCUUAGUACCUGUGUGGACUGAGAAGCUGCAAGUGCCAGAUGGAUUAAGCCCUACUUCAUCGCGAUCCUGGCUUGUUCCUCUAAAUCCUGGCCUGGAAACUAUUCCUGUAUGGGCUGCCUUUGCUAUGGUUUUACCGGCACUGAUGGUCUACAUUAUCGUGUUUAUGGAGACUCAUAUUGCAGAGUUGAUUAUUGACAAGCCGGAGCGACGUCUGAAGAAGGGCAGCGGGUUCCACAUGGACAUCGUAGUGAUGUCUCUCAUAAACUCUGUGUGUGGGAUGUUUGGUGCACCGUGGCAAUGCGUAGCAACAGUGCGCUCCGUCAGCCAUGUCUCCGCGCUCACCAUUAUGUCGACCACUCACGCUCCCGGUGACAAGCCUUACAUUGUGGAAGUUAAAGAGCAACGUCUGUCUGGUCUUCUGGUGUCUUUCUUAGUAGGUAUAUCUGUUUUGGCGUCUGGGUGGCUUAGAUCUGUGCCGAUGGCUGUGCUGUUUGGAGUUUUCCUGUAUAUGGGAAUAUCAGCUUUAGGCGGAAUUCAAUUCUGGGACCGCUGCAUUUUAUUACUAAAACCUGUAAAACAUCAUCCACAAAUCCCGUAUGUUAGAAGGGUACCAACCAUGAAGAUGCAUUUAUAUACUAUUAUUCAACUAGCUGGGAUAUGUUUACUGUAUGCUGUAAAGUCAUCGCGUUUCUCCUUGGCCUUGCCUUUCUUCUUAGUUAUGAUGGUUCCUCUACGCAUGGCCUUGGGCUACGUGUUCACACCGCUGCAAUUGCGUGCGUUGGACGGCGCCCAAAAAGACAUUGACAAAGAUGAUGAGCCAGAUUUUUACGAGGAAGCACCGUUGCCCGGC
This is a messenger RNA of Brenthis ino (lesser marbled fritillary), 3576 nucleotides long. The record is from the annotation of a GenBank genome assembly. Lineage: Eukaryota; Metazoa; Arthropoda; Insecta; Lepidoptera; Nymphalidae.